AUGACACUAGUUCUUUAUCGACGAAUGGACCAAAGCAAUGACAAAGUCAUCCUCAUUUCCGGCGGAGGCUCCGGCCACGAACCCGCGCACGCAGGAUACAUCGGCGAGGGAGCAUUGGACGUCGUGGUCGCUGGCGAGAUCUUUGCCUCCCCUUCCGCUUCACAGAUCCUCACAGGCCUACAGACUAUCAAGUCGUCAAAAGGAUCGUUGAUGAUCGUCAAGAACUACACAGGUGACAAGCUCAACUUCGGCCUCGCAGCAGAAAAGGCAAAGGCAGACGGACAGAAGGUUGAGAUGAUUAUUGUUGGGGAUGAUGUGUCAGUUGAGGGAAACACGCUUGUUGGUCAGCGUGGUCUUGCAGGAACAGUCUUCUGCCAUAAGAUCGCUGGCGCAAAGGCAGCUCAGGGAGCCUCCCUCGAGCAAGUCGCCUCCACUACAAGAAGAGCCGCUUCGCAAAUGGCCACCGUCGCAGCGAGUCUCGAUCGAUGUAGUGUUCCCGGACGGGCGAUUCAAGAAGCCCUUCCCCAUGGCCAACUCGAAUUCGGAAUGGGAAUACACAACGAGCCGGGUGUCAAGCGCGAAGAAAUCUCGAGCCUUGAGGUUACAGUUGAGAAGGCAUUGAGUAUGAUGUUCACUCCCAAGGCCAAUAUGUGGCAACCAGAAAGGGGGCAGUGUGUAGCUUUGAUGGUCAAUAACUUGGGCGGCUUAAGUGUCUUGGAGGUUAGUGUUGUUGCAGACGAGGUGGUAAAGCAACUGGUCGAACGUGGCAUACAUAUCGAAAGGAGUCUUGUUGGCACUUUUGUUACGUCGCUCGAUGGCCCUGGCUUUUCUGUUACACUGCUGUCACUUGACGAUGAGUUGACAGAACUGCUUGAUGCUCCCACUACCGCACCUGCUUGGCCACGUUCGAUUCACGGCUGGGCAACAGAUAUGGAGUCUGUAUCAAAGCGUGAGACAACAAUUCCUGUAGCGAAGGGCAAUAGCAAGGAGACGGGAGUAAAGGUGCCGACAUCACUUGUCAAGGUUCUCAUUGAAUCAGUGGCACGAACAACAACGAGGGAUGAGCCAAAAAUCACAGAAUAUGACACCCUGGCUGGCGAUGGAGACUGUGGAGAAACGCUUCUGAAUGGAGUAACUGGUCUUGUUAAGGAGUUCGAAAACGACGACGCAGUUUCCCUUGACAUUGGCCAAAUCUUCCGACGAACAGCGGCAACCGCAGAAAGGAGCAUGGGUGGCACGUCGGGCGCCAUCUACGCCAUUUUCCUCAACGCUGUAGCAAACCGACUUUUACAAGUGACUGCCGAGUCUCCAUCGCUAACGGUGUCCGAGUUCAUACAACAAGCUCUGCAGGGCGGCUUAAGCGAGCUUUGCAGAUACACACCCGCACGUAUCGGCCAUCGCACACUAAUGGAUGCACUUAUACCAUUUGUCAAGAACUACUACCUGGAUGGCUCACUAAGGGCUGCUCUGGCAGAGGCGCGAAAUGGUGCUGAGAGCACACGGCGGAUGGUAGCGGCCCUGGGACGGGCGAGCUAUGUUGGACAGGAGAGGUUCGAUGAAGAGGGCGGUAUUCCUGACCCUGGAGCUCUAGGUGUUCCGAGUGUAGUCAAGGCAGACCAGGAUGAAGAGCACUGUCCACCCACUAAAGAACGCCACACUGCCUUUCCAGAGCACACAGGGCAAUUACGGAAGAAGCGCAAAUGUGAUGAGAGUCGGCCGGCCUGCGGAACGUGCCGUCGUCGCAAUGAGUCUUGCGAAUGGGGUCUCAAGAUUGCGUUUCGAGCCGAGCAUGCUCAAUGCUUAAAUGCGCGGCAUCCUUCGAUGAGGAAGAUGGCGAGGAGGAGGCAGCCGAGGGAGUUUGAGAUUCUGGAUGUGACGGAUGAAGUCAUUCGUGAUUACAAUGGUGCUGAGACGGAGGAGGAGGAUAACGAGACUAGUGAUGAUCAUGCGCGGGCAAGCACUUCUGGUAUGAACUUGAUCUGCAUCAUGGGUCUCGAUAUCUCAUCACCGACAUCACAGCGCCAGACCGAAAACGCCGUAGCCGACCUACUUUAUUUCAGCCAAAACGGGCAAUCUCAUUCCUCAGUCGACAUUGAUCCUGCUCUGCAGGUUUCCAUGGAGGCGAUCCCAAUUGACAUGAUAACAGACUAUCCGUACAUCGACCAGAUGCAAGCAUUUACCCCUGAGGGCAUCUCCGAGGACGGUAUCUUCUUGCCAGGCUCUGCGUACCACGAGUUACACUCGACACUCCGUAAUCAUCUCAUCCAAGAGACGCGGUCAAUUGCUCCAACAAGAUCAACAACGCCGCAUAUAGAGGUUGAAAGCUCAGGGGGCGUCUCCUUGGAAGAAACCGAGGUCACGAUCCCAAUACAAGAGUUUCAGCCCUCACAGACACUACUGCUCUCUCAGCAAGAGGAAUGCUCGCUAUGGAAGAACUACUUUGAUGAAAUUGCCCCCUGGCUCGACAAAUUCGACCGAGACCGCCAUUUCCAGCAGAUUAUUCCUACAAUGAGUAAAGACAACGACCACUUACGAUACUCGAUGCUGGCACUCUCAGCACGACAACUCGAACUUAAGCAUACACUACCGACGAAUCGUAGCCUCGCCCUCUAUCAAGAAGCCAUUCAUAUGCUCCUCCCACAUUUGCCGACCCGCGGAACAGCUGUUAUCGCCACCUGUGUUAUCCUUUGCGUGCUGGAGAUGCUGAGCUGUUCACCAAAGGCCUGGCAACGCCAUCUUGAUGGCUGUGCGAGUCUCAUGGAAGCUGUUGGCAUCAAUGGAUUUGUAGGAGGGACAGAGCAAGCCUUGUUCUGGUGCUUUGCGCGUAUGGAUAUCUGCGGUGGACUCAUAUCGUCUGUCAAGACUCUCAUUCCUAUCUGCCAUUGGGCCUCCAAGACGUUAUCGAUCGAAAACGAUGUCGAGCUCUUCAAGAGUGCUCCAACGUUUGAGGACUGGGCUAAUUAUGCUGUGUAUCUUACCGCUCAAGUCCUGGAUCUGUUAGCUGCCUCCCCUACUGAUCCAAGUCGCGAUGAAGCCAAGUUCCGGACUCGAUGGCUCAAGUUGUGGAAGUAUAUCUCUGAAUGGUACCAAGAGCGCCCAGCUCCAUUGCAUUCCAUCAUGACGAUCCCUUCGAGCGAGUCAUCCCCGUUUCCGACGAUUUUGUAUUCGAACCCUGCUGCCAUGUCAGGGAAUCAAAUGCAUCACGCAGCAUCGAUUCUUAUGCUACAGAACCAGCCAUCGACAGUACGACUAGGCCAUGCUUCCAAACCAAGAAGUAUCCUCUGGCAUGCAAGGCAGAUGCAUGAGCCAUCCAAGUGAGCAUAAAGCGAUCUUGGAAAUGUUGGACCGGAUCGAAAGGGAGAGUGGAUGGAGUACAAAAUGGAGAGUCGACGAUCUGAAAGAAUUCUACAAGUGCUCCUUGUCAACUGUAUGAAAGGGAUGAUUUAUGAAAUUCGGAGUUACCAAUGGGUCAAAGACAGACUAGGAGGUGUGUAGUUGAUAUUCUUGGUGAUAUUUAGCGUUUGUAGUUGCAGUGGGACUUGGCUUUGGUUUCAUGGAGACUUUUAAGAAAAUUCCAAGUGAACUUUUUUUACCCAGGAAUUAAA
Molecule: messenger RNA, 3605 nt
Organism: Fusarium oxysporum Fo47
Lineage: Eukaryota; Fungi; Ascomycota; Sordariomycetes; Hypocreales; Nectriaceae
Product: Dak1 domain-containing protein
Exons: 10
Coding region: 1-3318 (1105 amino acids)
Biological process (GO): regulation of DNA-templated transcription; glycerol catabolic process
Cellular component (GO): cytosol
Molecular function (GO): glycerone kinase activity; DNA-binding transcription factor activity, RNA polymerase II-specific; zinc ion binding
Source: RefSeq, a predicted model, not a curated record